This is a messenger RNA of Cajanus cajan (pigeon pea), 945 nucleotides long. RefSeq names its product thiosulfate sulfurtransferase 16, chloroplastic. NCBI's taxonomy places the organism in Eukaryota, Viridiplantae, Streptophyta, Magnoliopsida, Fabales, Fabaceae. The record is from RefSeq and is a predicted model, not a curated record.
UAUGUAUGUAUGUAUAAAUGUAGAGGUGUGGUGGCAGUGGUUAUCAUGCAAGCUUUCAAAUAUUUGGCUUGGGACUUGGGAAGCAUUGGAUAAAAAAAGAACCACUCAUUUGCAUUUGGUAGUUUAUUCCAACAAUCUCAGCGAUGAAAGCAAUGACAGCAACAACGUUUGAUGUCUCUGCCGCUUGCUUCCGUGCUCCUCCUUCACGUUCUCUCCUCUUCUCAUCCAAUCUAUGCCAUACAAGCUCUUCAAUUCUGAACUCCCUGAAUUCUCACAAGGGACGGUUUAGCGUUUCUGUCCCACCCAAGUUUCCAAACUUCCGGAGGGAAGUUGGUAUGAAGGGAAAUUUGGAGGCUGUUAGAGUUCCAACUUCAGUGCCUGUGCGUGUAGCAUACGAGCUUCUUCUAGCUGGUCAUAAGUAUUUGGAUGUAAGGACCCCUGAAGAGUACCAUGCUGGACACGCUCCUGGCGCAGUUAACAUACCUUACAUGUUCAGAGUUGGAUCAGGGAUGACUAAAAACAGCAACUUUCUUAGCGAGGUGGCUUCACAUUUUAGGAAAGAUGAUGAAAUUAUUGUUGGUUGUCAGCUUGGUAAAAGGUCCAUGAUGGCCGCAAGUGACUUGCUAGCUUCAGGUUUCACUGGACUCACAGACAUGGCUGGUGGGUAUGCUGCUUGGACACAAAAUGGACUUCCAACAGAACAAUGAAGUGUUCCAGUUGGACCUGCAGCUGUAUAUAGAAUAAUUUUGGGAGGAGUUGCAUGCAUGGAAAUGCAUAAACACUUAACCAAGACAAUGGAAAUCUGAUGAUACUGGAAAACAAAAUCCAUAGAUGGAAAAAAAAAAAAAAAAAAGUACAUGUAAAUGCGGGAAAGAGGGGGAGGGGGGGUGUUAUGUAUUUGUCAAUAACUAAAUAUCAACAAUAAAACAAAAUGUUUAAUAUUUA